AUGGAAGAUAAUUUCGUGGGAAAACUGCCUCGAGGAGCUUGGACGAGUGACCCACGUCUUGCCACUGCUAUUCUCAGUUCCCUUUCGAAGCAGGGGAAGUCUCAAGAGGUGAUUGCCUUGCUGAAGCAGCUUGCACAUUGCAGUGUGGAGAUUGAUGUGGUACACUGGGGUGCUGCGAGCAGGGUCUUUGAGAACCACUGGAGGCAGUCUUUAGCGAUGCUUCGGCAUGGACAGAUACUCGACCUUUCGCCCAAUGAGUUCAUUUUGAGCUCUGCUGUGUCGAGUUGCUCCCGGAAAAAUGCUCAUGGUGCAUGGCCAAUAGCAUUGGAUCUUCUCUGUAACCGCAUCUCCAAUGAGGCUUUGGCAUCGCCACAAGCACGUACAUGUGUUGAGGGCUAA
Molecule: messenger RNA, 399 nt
Organism: Durusdinium trenchii
Lineage: Eukaryota; Dinophyceae; Suessiales; Symbiodiniaceae
Source: the annotation of a GenBank genome assembly